Molecule: messenger RNA, 2769 nt
Organism: Beauveria bassiana ARSEF 2860
Lineage: Eukaryota; Fungi; Ascomycota; Sordariomycetes; Hypocreales; Cordycipitaceae
Product: chitin synthase 3a
Exons: 3
Coding region: 1-2769 (922 amino acids)
Cellular component (GO): cell septum; cell periphery
Molecular function (GO): chitin synthase activity
Source: RefSeq, a predicted model, not a curated record
AUGGCAUACAACGGCCGAGGCCACGAAUACGCUGGCGGUUCUGGCCACCAGCUCCAUGAUAUGCCCCCGGGCGGCAAUUAUCACUUGCCCCCCCAAGAGCACGAAGAAGAGGCUGGCCGCUACCUGCUCAACGAACAGCCCGGCUCCGGCUACGAGCACGAUCGCCUCGGCGCUCCUCAGGCUCCCGACCGACCUGUGUCUACCUAUAGCUUGACCGAAUCCUACGCCCCCGGGGCUGGUCAAACCGUGCCCCAGCCGAACCAGCCCGGCAGCUAUGACACCAGCCACGGCCACCUCGGCCAGGAAGGCCAGUUCGUCACAGAGCAUGAUUUUCCCUACGGCCGUCCGGCCUCGACCUUCGAAGAUCCGGACGAGAGUUGGAUGCAGCGUCAGCAACAGCCUGGCGGCUUCGGCUCUGGUAACGGCGGCGGUCUCAAGCGCUUCAACACCAGAAAAGUCAAACUUGUCCAGGGCUCUGUCCUUUCCAUUGACUACCCUGUCCCUAGUGCCAUCAAGAACGCUGUCGAGCCUCGCUACCGUGAUGUCGAGGGUGGCAACGAGGAAUUCAUGAAGAUGCGCUACACGGCUGCCACUUGCGACCCCAACGACUUUACCCUCAAAAACGGUUACGAUUUGCGCCCUCGCAUGUACAAUCGCCACACCGAGCUACUCAUUGCUAUCACAUACUACAACGAAGACAAGGUUCUGCUCUCCAGAACCCUUCAUGGUGUCAUGCAAAAUAUUCGCGACAUUGUCAACCUGAAAAAGUCCACAUUCUGGAAUAAGGGUGGCCCUGCCUGGCAAAAAAUCGUCGUCUGCCUCGUCUUUGACGGUAUCGAAAAGGCUGACAAGAACACUCUCGAUGUCCUGGCUACAGUCGGUAUCUAUCAAGAUGGUGUCAUCAAGAAGGAUGUUGAUGGCAAGGAAACUGUUGCUCACAUUUUCGAGUACACCUCCCAGCUUUCCGUCACUCCUAACCAGCAGCUGAUUCGGCCAACUGGCGACAACCCCCAGAAUCUGCCCCCUGUGCAGUUCAUUUUCUGCCUCAAGCAGAAGAAUAGCAAGAAGAUCAACUCUCACCGUUGGCUCUUCAACGCCUUUGGCCGCAUUCUCAACCCCGAGGUUUGCAUUCUGCUAGAUGCUGGUACCAAGCCCAGUCCCCGCUCCCUGCUCGCCCUCUGGGAAGGAUUUUACAACGACAAGGAUCUUGGCGGUGCUUGCGGUGAGAUUCACGCCAUGUUAGGCAAGGGCGGCAAGAAGCUUUUCAACCCUCUCGUCGCCGUCCAGAAUUUCGAAUACAAGAUUUCCAACAUUCUCGACAAACCCCUGGAGAGCUCCUUUGGCUACGUCAGCGUUCUGCCCGGUGCCUUUUCGGCCUAUCGCUUCCGUGCUAUCAUGGGCCGUCCUCUAGAGCAGUAUUUCCACGGUGACCAUACUCUGUCCAAGAGUUUGGGCAAGAAGGGUAUCGACGGCAUGAACAUCUUCAAGAAGAACAUGUUCUUGGCCGAAGACAGAAUUCUCUGCUUCGAACUGGUCGCCAAGGCUGGCCAAAAAUGGCAUUUGUCCUACAUCAAGGCCGCCAAGGGUGAGACUGAUGUACCCGAAGGUGCUGCCGAGUUCAUCUCUCAGCGUCGUCGCUGGCUCAACGGUUCCUUUGCCGCCACUCUCUACUCCCUCAUGCACUUUGGCCGCAUGUACAAGAGUGGCCACAACCUUGUCCGCAUGAUCUUUCUCCACAUUCAGCUGCUGUACAACAUCUUCAAUCUCAUCUUUACCUGGUUUUCUCUGGCUUCUUACUACCUCACCACCACUGUCAUCAUGGAUCUCGUCGGCACGCCCGUAGUAGGCGGUCAAGGCGGUGCUGAGCAUCACGGCUGGCCUUUUGGCGACACUGCAACGCCUCUUAUCAACGCGCUCCUCAAGUACUUCUACCUGGCUUUCGUUAUCCUACAGUUUAUCCUGGCUCUUGGUAAUCGUCCGAAGGGUUCCAAAUUUACCUACAUCGCGUCUUUCAUGCUAUUUGGUCUCAUUCAGACGUAUAUCCUGGUGCUCUCUGGUUACCUGGUGGCUCGUGCCUUCAACACGCCCUUAUCGGAACAAAUCAAGCUUGACUCUGGUAAGGAUUUUGUCAACAGUUUCUUUUCAGGAGAAGGAGCCGCGGGAGUCAUUCUCAUCGCCCUGAUUACGAUUUACGGUCUCUAUUUCCUCGCGUCCUUCCUGUAUCUGGACCCGUGGCACAUGUUCCACUCGUUCCCGUACUAUUUGGUUCUCAUGUCCACCUAUAUCAACAUUCUCAUGAUUUAUGCCUUCAACAACUGGCACGAUGUGUCCUGGGGUACCAAGGGCUCUGACAAGGCCGAGGCAUUACCCUCUGCCAAUGUCACCAAGGGCGAGAAGAAUGAGAUUGUCGUUGAGGAAAUCGAAAAGGAGCAGGAAGACAUUGACAGUCAGUUCGAGCAGACGGUGCGCCGUGCGCUGGCUCCCUUCAAGGAGGUGGAAGAGAUUGAGGCCAAGGACGUGGAGGACUCGUACAAGUCUUUCCGUACUGGCCUAGUUGUGUGCUGGUUGUUCUCCAACAUUAUUCUCAUCAUUGUCAUUACCAGCGACAACUUUAACAGCUUCGGAAUAGGGAAAUCCUCAUCUGUUCGCACAGCCAACUUUUUCAAGUUUCUUCUGUACGCUACUGCCGUCCUUUCGGUUGUUCGGUUCAUGGGUUUCCUGUGGUUCCUCGGCAGGACUGGUAUUAUGUGCUGCUUUUCCCGAAGAUAG